UCUUUUUGGGCCCUCUUCAUUAACAUUAAGAUAUUUCUUUUGAAAAUACAACUUUAUUGAAGGACAAUAAACUAAAGGUAUAUAGUUAUCUCUUACUUCCUCUUUUAUGUGGGUGGAUGCCAAUUCCAAAGAAGAAAAUAAAGCACCCACCAACUAUGUCUUUUGCUUUAUCAAGUCCUUAAGCUUUUAUGAAUCUAAUUCUUCAUGGACCAUGGUACUCUACAAGCCAAGAACAAGGAAUCAAAAGGAACAAUAAAUAGACAGUCAUCUCCAUGAAGUUUUGAUCUGUCUAGGUUUUACUAUAAUUGAUUAUUAUUGAAAACUAGCUUGUGCCCAAUAUGUGGAUUGCCCUAGCACUUCUGGUUAUUCUCUUCCUAUUGAGUUUAAUCUACACACUUUCAAAGCAUCAAUUCCCACUUAACUUCCUCCGAAACCUAGCUCAAUAUGACUCCACAAGAACAGAUGAUGAUCAUAAGAAGACAAACAGGCCUGAGCUAGCAGCUGUUUUCGCUACAUUUGACAGAAACAAAGACGGGUUGAUAACAAAACAAGAACUUGCUGAGUCACUACGAGGGAGCGGAAUGGAAAUGAGCGACGAAGAUAUUUCAGAUGAAUUCAAGAAGGUGGACUCCAAUGGAGAUGGGCUGAUUGAUCUUGAAGAGUUCUGUGGGAUUUUUGAGUCUAAAGAGAUCAAUAAAGGUGAGGGAGAGAAAGGAGAUGAAGAAUUGAGAGGAGCUUUUGAUGUGUUUGAUGGAAAUGGAGAUGGAUUGAUAACAGUGGAGGAACUGGGAUUAAUGAUGUCUUCAUUAGGGUUCAUCAAGGAAGGGAAUAGUUUGAAUAAAUGCAGAGAGAUGAUCAAAAGUGUGGAUAAAGAUGGAGAUGGUAUGGUUAACUUUGAAGAGUUCAAGAAGAUGAUGAUGAUUUCCAAAUCUAGGACAGGAAUUGUUUCACCUUCUUAAUUAUAUAUCUGUCCAUUUCUAUGGGUUAUAUCAGAAUUCACUGUUCUUGCACUCAUUUAUUGUAAUCU
Molecule: messenger RNA, 1027 nt
Organism: Impatiens glandulifera
Lineage: Eukaryota; Viridiplantae; Streptophyta; Magnoliopsida; Ericales; Balsaminaceae
Product: calmodulin-like protein 3
Exons: 1
Coding region: 339-959 (206 amino acids)
Molecular function (GO): calcium ion binding
Source: RefSeq, a predicted model, not a curated record